This is a messenger RNA of Mucor mucedo, 1791 nucleotides long. RefSeq names its product putative arginine--tRNA ligase, cytoplasmic. NCBI's taxonomy places the organism in Eukaryota, Fungi, Mucoromycota, Mucoromycetes, Mucorales, Mucoraceae. Gene Ontology annotation, biological process: mitochondrial translation; arginyl-tRNA aminoacylation. Gene Ontology annotation, cellular component: mitochondrion; cytoplasm. The record is from RefSeq and is a predicted model, not a curated record. Gene Ontology annotation, molecular function: ATP binding; arginine-tRNA ligase activity. The transcript is spliced from 3 exons. The coding region runs from base 23 to 1744 and encodes 573 amino acids.
CUUUUUUUCAAACAAAUAACAAAUGACAGCUGUAUUGAAAUUUAAGCAGUCGAUAGCGAAUCAGCUUUCAAAACAUACACCAUGUAAUCCAAAGGAUAUCACCACCUUCAUGAGGCCUUCCAAGCAAAUGAAAGAGGGUCAUAUUUCGAUUGCAGUACCCAAGUUGAAUGCGUCAUUAACAGAUCCUACACCAAAACAAGACUUACCUGCAUGGACUCAAAGCAUUGCAGACAAUUUUGAACCCAAUGAAUUUAUCGAAAAAGCAAGUGCACAAAACACAAACUUAUUCUUCAAGUUUAGAGAACCCGAAUUUAUCAAACACGUAUUGCAGCAAGUGUAUCAAGAUAACAAAUCAUAUGGAUGGUCUCACAUACCAAAACCAAAUAACGACACUGUCUUAAUCGAUUACAGCUCGCCAAAUAUUGCAAAACCCUUUCAUGCUGGACAUUUAAGAAGUACAAUCAUUGGUAACUUUACUAGGAUUAUUCAUGAAUCGUUGGGAUAUAAUGUCAUCGGUAUCAAUUAUUUGGGUGAUUGGGGAAAGCAAUACGGUUUAUUGGCGAUUGGGUUUCAAAAGUACGGUGAUGAGUCAAAGUUAGUGUCGGAUCCUAUCCAUCAUCUAUAUGAAGUAUAUGUAAAGAUCAAUGCAGACGCAAAAGAUGACGAUGUGAUAUAUCGACAGGCAAAUGAGUACUUCAAAAAGAUGGAAGAGGGUGAUCCUACUGCCCUAAAACAGUGGUCCAGAUUUAGAGAGAUGAGUAUCAAAUCUUACGCAUCCAUUUACGACCGGCUAAAUGUUAAAUUUGAUGUUUAUUCUGGUGAAUCACAGGUCAAUCCUUACAUUUCCAAGGCACACGACAUGUUAGACGAGAAGAAGUUAUUGACCCGUACAGAGGACGGUGCAUAUGCAGUAGAUUUAGAAACUUAUAAAUUGGAUAAAGCAGUGAUACGAAGAGCUGAUGGAACAUCGCUUUACAUGACUCGCGAUUUAGCAAGUGUCCUUAUGAGAAGUGACUUAUACCCAUUCCAAAAGGGUAUUUAUGUUGUUGGUAGUGAACAGGCUGGUUAUUUUAAACAAAUGUUUCAAAUAUCUAAGCUAAUGAUGGAUCCAUCGUUAAAUUUACAACAUAUCGGCUUUGGAAGAAUUAAGGGAAUGUCAACCAGAAAAGGUACUGUGGUAUUCCUUCAAGACAUUCUGGAUACAGCCAAAGAAAGGAUAUUAGAGUACAUGAACAAUGAUCAAGAAAAGAGCCAAAUGAAGGACCGUGAUGCAAUUGCUGAUCAGCUGGGAAUGUCUGCUAUUUUAAUUCAAGAUAUGAAAUCAAAACGAACCAAAGAUUAUGAAUUUUCUUGGGAUCGUAUGACUGAUGCAAAAGGUGAUACUGGUGUCUUCUUGCAAUACGCUCAUGCUAGGGCCUGUGGCAUUGAAAGAAAAUCAGGUACAGAAAUCAGUCCAAAUGUUGAUUUUACUAUUUUGAAAGAAAAGGAAGCGAUGGAUUUAGUUCAAUCUAUAGCACAAUUUCCUGAGAUUGUGGAGGCUGCCUUUGCAUCACUCGAGCCUUCCACUCUUGUUAAUUACUUGUUUAAACUAUCCCACGCAACAAGUGUUGCGAGUAAGUUUUUGCGUGUCAAAGAUAUGGAGCAGGAUGUGUCUAAGGCACGCAUGUUGUUAUUCUGGUCGGCUCGUAUCACCUUAAGAAAUGGCUUGUAUCUUUUGGGUAUUAAACCUAUCAAACAAAUGUAAAUAAAUUUAUCAUUACAUAACGAUAUAUUGGAAAAACACUUUAGGAC